UUACAUAUUAUUGUAUAUGUGUGUUUAUGGUUAAUGAUAUAUUAUUACGUAUAUAAUGAGUUAUUACAUAUUAUUGUAUAUGUGUGUUUAUGGUUAAUGAUAUAUUAUUACUUAUUACAUAUUAUUGUAUAUGUGUGUUUAUGGUUAAUGAUAUAUUAUUACUUAUUACAUAUUAUUGUAUAUGUGUGUUUAUGGUUAAUGAUAUAUUAUUACGUAUAUCAUCAUUCAUGUGGUUCAUAA
Messenger RNA from Volvox carteri f. nagariensis, 240 nucleotides. RefSeq lists its product as uncharacterized. NCBI's taxonomy places the organism in Eukaryota, Viridiplantae, Chlorophyta, Chlorophyceae, Chlamydomonadales, Volvocaceae. The transcript has 4 exons. The annotation marks the transcript as partial. The record is from RefSeq and is a predicted model, not a curated record.